AUGGUCGAAACUGUUAAUCAGCAUCAUCGUUCACCUUCAGAAGGAGAACCUGUUAGGGGGUUUUCAAAGGCGUCUUUAUCAAGUCUUCUAGAAUUGCUGGAUCCCCUUGCUUCUAACGUUAGUUUAACUUAUAGUCCCAACAACUAUUUGGUAAAGGCUAAAAAGCAUUUGAAAAACCUUGAUCCUUCCAAGUUAACAGACUCUUCACAAGAAAGACGCCAACAGUUGGGAGAAUGGAAGAAUAAGGUUCAACAUCGAGUCAGAGCCUUAGACCCACCUUUACAAAACAUAUUCUUUAAUAAUGGAUCCACAUUGGAUAAAAUGUUUUAUCCAUUUACUUUGGUUAACAUAUUUCUAAUUGGUCUAUUAAUGGGUAAAUUUCCUGAAUGGUUCCACGUCUAUUACACUGUCAUGUUCAAUAUUUUAAUGCCCAUUAGAUUUUACACCUAUUAUAAGACCAACAAUCACUAUUUUUUGGCAGAUCUGUGCUAUUUUACCAAUAUGCUUUGUCUUUUAUUUAUUUGGGCAUUCCCAGAAUCCGUCAACCUCUAUCAAACAUGUUUCGCGCUUACUUUUGGUACUUUGAGCUUUGCAGUAAUCACUUGGAGGAAUUCACUUGUGAUUCAUUCGUUAGACAAAUGUACUUCCUGCUUUAUCCACAUAAUCCCAGUUUGUACCAUGUAUGUGAUUCACCAUGGUGUUGUGCCUGAAUUCCAAGAGAAUAGGUUUCCAGCGGCUUCCAAGAAACUAGCACCGUUUUGGAAUUUAAAGAAAAAUAUCGUUUGGACUUCAUUUUACUAUUUGAUUUGGCAAUCUCUUUAUCACUAUUUCAUUACCAUAAGACAAUCAUACAAGAUAAAAUCAGGCCAGAGAAUGACAAGUUUUGAAUACUUGACUACUCAUACUUACAAGGAUUUUUGGAUGGUUAAAUUACCAGCACCAUGGCCAAUGCUUAUUUAUAUUGUGACCCAAUAUUUGUAUCAACUGUGCACCAUGUGUCUAUGUGGAAUCUGGUACAAUUACAGACCCGCUGCCGCUGGUUUCUUGAUAUUAAUCUUUUUAUGUGCCUCCCAUAAUGGUGCUACUUAUUACGUCGAUUUCUAUGGAAAGAGAUACGAGAAGGAAGUUGGCAGACUACGUGAUGAAACGGAAAGCUUACAACAACAACUAAAGUAUACUGGUACUAAUAGUGACAGUAGCAUGGAUAGCGUUUCCGUUAUCAGUGCUGAAUCAUUGAGUAAAGAAAACGAAGAUCCUAAGAAGGAGCAAUAA
Zygosaccharomyces rouxii is the source of this 1272-nucleotide messenger RNA. RefSeq names its product glycerophosphocholine acyltransferase (gene GPC1). The record is from RefSeq and is a predicted model, not a curated record. The coding region runs from base 1 to 1272 and encodes 423 amino acids. The transcript has a single exon. NCBI's taxonomy places the organism in Eukaryota, Fungi, Ascomycota, Saccharomycetes, Saccharomycetales, Saccharomycetaceae. Gene Ontology annotation, biological process: phosphatidylcholine biosynthetic process.